GCUUUGCGCGGGCGUGCCGCGGUGCCCUUUCACCCCUCAGAGCAGGAAGUUGGUUGAGUGUUUUGUUGAUACCGGAGUGUGUAUAAAUCACACGGAGAAGCUCACAAGAACCUGUCAGCCUUCUGCAUGGUGCACUGCACCUGGCUGCGUGGAUCCUCCACGGAGCCGCGAUGUCGUGCUGUUUAAACAUGUGAUUAAUACUGCAAUAUUAAAAGAGCCCUCUCCUCCGCCGAUCAUAACAUCCGCAUUGAAAUUUAAAAGGCAGUGAGGAACUAUCGUGUUAGUUAGCUUCUGCUGCUAAUUUUAAGAUAUCUGAACGAUAACUGUUUUCAGUAAGUUGCAAGGCACAGUUUCUCUAAAUUGCAACCCUAACCCUCCACUUUUCCACUGUCUCUCCUUGAUUUCACAGAGGACUGGUACAGUGGAACUUAAAAAAACAAACACGGUUCUCUUUUUCUUUUCCGGACUGGUACAGUGGGGGAGAGUUUUGGAGUAGCUGUGCCAGUAUAUGCUGCCUGUUGAUCAGCAGUGAAUAAUACGAACACUUGGCUUGGUGAUGUAACGCCAGGAAUGCUUUGCAUGUCUAUUUUAGCGACUCCUCUCUUGAUAGCUGGCGUUUAUUGAUAUAAUAGAAAGGCGGUGUUUUUGUGUACGUGGGUAUAUCGCAGUGUCGCUGCAGAAGAGUCCGCAUUGAAUACAAACAGCAAUGAGCAUUCGAGCGCUGUGGAUCAUUAGCCAGGAGAAGGGCGAGUCGGGGAAGGUUCGCUUCUCAAGGCGCUACCCCACAGUGGAGAGCAGGGCCAGCCGACUGGGGCGGGGCAGCUACGUGCCUGUCCCUGAAGACAGUGCUCUGCUGCGCCCCCUGCUGACAGAUCUGGGGCUGACAGACCCUGAGAAGCCCUUUGUGGAGGCUCGUGAUGGCUGCUCGCGGCUCCACCGCACUGCUGCCCUGGAGCUGGUGCUGGAGGGGCGGCAGGGAGCCGGGGCUGCGCUGUGGCCCGUGCUGGCGAUCUCACAGGCGGGGCUGAUCCUGGCCUGCCUGCCCUUGGUGGAGGCUCCGCCAGGCCCCCGCCCUCCCCUGCCCAGCCUGGCCUCCGUAUCCCAGGGCUUCUCUCUGCUGGCCGGGCUGCAGGCCUUCCUGUCGGGGUCAGGGGCAGGGAAGGCUGAGGUGGAGUCCCGCUUAGCCCUCCUGCCCGCUACCCUGAUGCAGGCCUGCCCCCUGGGCACCCCCCUGGAGACCCCCCAGCUCUGCCAGCCCCUGCCACCCCCCACGGUCGCCCUGGCCGGGCCCCAGAAGCAGCCGGCCUGGAAGCCUGGAGUGCACCGCGGGCGGGCGCUGGUCAGCGUGGCGGUCAGCGAGCAGGUCCGGUCCAUGCAGUACGGGAACCGGGCCAGAACCGACCUCUGGGACGUGUACGGGACCGUCACAUGCAAGUGUGACCUGGAGGGGGUGCUGCCCACCGUGACGGUGACCCUCAGCCUGCCCCCCAAUGGCUCCCCUCUGCAGGACAUCCUGGCGCACCCCUGCGUCAGCUCCCUGGACUCCAGCCUGCUGACCGCCAGCAGCGUGGACGAGAGCGACGGCUCGGCCUUCUCCGGACCCUACAAGUUCCCCUUCUCCCCCCCGCUGGAGCCGUUCCACCUGUGCUUCUACACCUCACAGGUACCAGUGCCUCCUAUCCUGGGCUCUUACCAGCUGAGAGAGGAGGGGAGCCAGUUAAAGAUCACAGUCAACCUGAAGCUGCAUGAGAGUGUGAGGAAUGGGUUUGAGUACUGCGAGGCUCACCUGCCCUUCUUCAACAGGGGCCAGCUCACCAACACUGACCUCCGCGUGACCUCCGGGCAGCUGGAAGUGGCUCGUGAGAAAAGCCUGCUGGUCUGGGUGCUGGGUCAGAAGUUCCCCAAGUCCCGGGAGGUUUCACUAGGGGGCAGUGUGAGUUUCAGUGGAGCAGGCUCUCUGGGGCCUGUCGACCCUCUCUGCACGGAGCUCACUGCUUACAUCAAGCUGUAUUUCCGGAUCCCUGACGUCACUCUCUCUGGCUGCUCGGUGGAUCAGCACUCCGUGCAGGUGUACUCCUCAGUCAAGCCUCGCAUCACUACCUCUCGGGAACUGAUCUCCUCCGAGUAUUACAUCUGGAACUCCACUGGUGAAGCUCCCGUUUCCUCCGGACCGAUGAGGCUGUAGCACCGCAAGAAGAGGGGUGAGCUCUGGACUGGGAGAGGGUUCCAUGACCCCCCCCCUCCUCAAACAGCAGGACGGUGCCAGCGGACUCCCUCCCCCCAGCUCAGAAUGGGGGAACAAGGGGGCUCCCAGUGAGGAUCACCUCUCUACUGCUCGGUUCACAAUGAGCACGGGCUGUUGAGGGUGACAGUGCUCUGUGCAUGACACUGUACUGUAUAUAAUAAAACCAGCUGACUGUUAAA
Acipenser ruthenus (sterlet) is the source of this 2424-nucleotide messenger RNA. RefSeq names its product AP-5 complex subunit mu-1-like. Gene Ontology annotation, cellular component: AP-type membrane coat adaptor complex; lysosome; late endosome. Gene Ontology annotation, biological process: endosomal transport. The coding region runs from base 707 to 2185 and encodes 492 amino acids. The transcript has 8 exons. The record is from RefSeq and is a predicted model, not a curated record. NCBI's taxonomy places the organism in Eukaryota, Metazoa, Chordata, Actinopteri, Acipenseriformes, Acipenseridae.